AUGACGCACAUCCUGGUGCUUCUCUCCUGUGCCAGCUUUCUUGGCCUUCUUCCCGUCACUCUUUUGGCGGAGAGGUUGUCAAGCAGCCGGUUCUUCCACUCCGCCGGUGGCAUCUUUUCCCGGGCUCCUCCGACGGCCUCCGCAGCCUGUGGAGAUCUGCAGGGCAUCUGGGAGAACCGUCUUCGAUGCUUCGAAGGACGGGAACAUCUGCUUUCAGAGCAAGGGCGGAGGCCCCGGCGAGAGCGAGGACUGCCUGAACUUGAACGUCUUUGCUCCAGCCAACGCACGAAACCUGCCUGUCUUCGUGUGGAUCUACGGCGGCUCCAAUGUGCAGGGAUCUGCGAUCUCGGAAUUCUACGGGCCAAUCGAGAAUAUCGUCCGCCGCCACCCCUGCGUCCUCGUGGCCAUGAAUUACCGCACCGGCACUCUUGGCUACCUGGCUCUCAAGGAGCUUUCGGCUGUGGAUCCUCGAGGCGUCAGCGGCAACGCAGGCAUUGCCGAUCAGCAGCUGGCCCUGCGCUGGGUUCAGGAGAACAUCCAUGCCUUUGGCGGCGAUGCCAAGCGCGUGGCCAUUAUCGGACAAAGCUCUGGUGGCACGCGAACAUCACCAUGGAUCGAGCGACGAAGGAAGCUCAAGAUGCCAAGAUGAUCGUGCCUCGCACGCCCUGCGCCAACGUCAGCCAAUCAGCUUUGCUCGACUGCCUCUUUACAGUGGAUGCAGGCCUGCUUGAUGCCGCCCUAGAUCCGUCUUAUUCACUGUUCGAUGCGCUCUACGACUACCCGACGAACCAUGAAGGCCUCCGCACUCGGAUGAGUGCACUGGUCUUCGUCGAUGGAACGACGAUUACUUCACCUUUGCUUGAUGCGCUGGAAACUGGCCUGCAUGACGUCCCGCUGAUUAUGCAGAGCGCCCAAGCCGAACUGGCCGUGUCCCCGGCGCCGGAGCUGGAGAACAUCUCAAGGAAGAACCUCUCGAGCUUCCUGCACCGCAAGUUCGAUCCGACCUACGGGCGCAACACCACCGAGGAGAUCUGGAAGUUCUAUGAGCACUAUCAGCCGCCGGAAUAUGCAACCUAUGCCCUGGAUUCGGACACUGGAAUGGCCUGCGGCCUCAGGCGCUUGGCGAUGGCUGCCAGGUCCGGAUUCCGUCAACCGGUUUACUGGACGACUGUUACCGGUGCGCCGAGUGGCAGCAUGCCGCAAAUUCGCCAAAUGCCAUUUCACAAUUGGGACUUCCUCGCUGCGGUUGGCAACUUCGCGAACUACGGCUACACGCCCUCGCCACGAGACGAAGCAUUCGGAGAGCGGCUGCUGGAUGACUGGUUCCAGCUCCUUUCCAACGGAAGCCUCACCGAAGAGCGUGGAUACCGAAAGGUUCAGGACAUGCAGGGUCAGAAUGUGAUUGGCUCCACCGUGGGCAGCACCAAGACGGACUGGCACUUCAACCACAAAAUGGAGGUCUGCACAUUCUGGGAGUCGAUCGGCGUGGAUCAGCGAUGGUGGUGGAUCAAUUGA
Symbiodinium sp. CCMP2456 is the source of this 1515-nucleotide messenger RNA. The record is from the annotation of a GenBank genome assembly. Lineage: Eukaryota; Dinophyceae; Suessiales; Symbiodiniaceae.